Caretta caretta (loggerhead turtle) is the source of this 1708-nucleotide messenger RNA. RefSeq names its product SLAM family member 8 (gene SLAMF8). The record is from RefSeq and is a predicted model, not a curated record. Lineage: Eukaryota; Metazoa; Chordata; Testudines; Cheloniidae. Gene Ontology annotation, cellular component: membrane.
AUGACAGAGAAGAGGGGAUUUCCUGUGGGAAAAUCAGGCAAUCCCAUUGCCGACAUCAACAAGAGCUUUCAUUUUCUCCAGAAAAAGCACCCUAGCAGGCUCUGGAUUAGCGAGAUGGUGGCUUGGCUGGUGCUGGCUCUGUUCCUGCACAAAGCCCCACCGGCCACAGCCCGUGCCACCGUGAAGGUGACAGGAGUGGUGGGGAGAGCAGUGUUGCUGGGAGCCGACAUCCCCCUGGGGUUCCAAGUCAGGGAUGCCAUCUGGAGGUACCUAGCGCCGGCAGAAGAGCUAGUGGCCACCUACUUCAGGGGCUCAGCGGAGACCCUGUACCAAUCCCGUUUCUAUGGGCGGAGCCGGCUCCACAGUAACCUCACCCUGGAGAUCAGUCAGGUGGAACUGGGAGAUAGCGGCACCUUCUCAGCCCUGCUGGUGAACACACGAGGACAGACGGAGACGCGCAUGCUGCACCUGGCAGUCUACGAAGUGGUUUCCCAGCUGACACUGCAGGUGUUCACAUCAGAGAGCAGCCGCAGUGGCUCUGCGAGGGUCUGCGAGGUGUUCCUGACCUGUGUGGCGGCCAGUGGCACCAACGUAACCUACAGCUGGGGCAGGACGGAUGGCAAGGUGCUGAGCAUGGACAAUCACUCUCUCUUUGAGGCUGGCCUGGUCCUAUGGGCUAAGCUGGGCCCCUCGGAUAGGCAGGUAUCCUAUACCUGUACUGCAGCCAAUGCUGUCAGUUGGGAAUCAGCUACCAUCGCACCCUGGGAACACUGCCAGAGGGAAACAGGUGCGGAAGAUGCCGUGUACGACUAUAGAAACAUCCUGCUCAUUGCUCUGCCCCUCUCUGUCCUGGUCCUGGCAGUGGUUGUCUUCGGGCUCCUUCUCUCUCGGAAGCGCUCAGGGAAGCAAAGAACGAAAUUGCUGUUGGAUGCCUCGGAGCCUGCCGCGGCCCCUGUCUAGGAAUUGACACUGUGUACAGAGCAGAGGCAUGUCCUUUUGGGAGAGCAGCCCUCCUUUCUCUUCGUCGCUGGCAUGGAAGAAAGCUCACAGGGUUUGCUUGACCCACAUUCUCUUUUCUUCUGGAGAAUUUCUCAGGGGGCUGGCAGCUUCCAUUGCCCCGGGGACUGCUGGGUGACUGUGAGAGUCACUGUGGGUCAGGAUCCCAGCACAGACUUGCUUUCGGCCACAGAAGCAUUAAUCAGCCCUCAGAGAAGUCGCUCACCCUUUGCACUGUGUUUCUCUCCCAGUUCCCCAGACCCCCACAUUAAAAACCAUGCAGACAUUUUUACUGAAUUUGCUUGUUUCUGUCUAUAAUUUUCAUCAACAUUGCUGAAUAGUCCUGACUAGUAGUCCUCUGCUAGUUAACAUUUUAUCGGUGACCUCACAGAAAACAGAAAAUCAUUACUGAUGAAGUUUGCAGUUGACGGCGGAGGGGUAAAUAAUGAAGAGGACUGGUCACUGGAGGGUAAUAUUAUAAAUGCCAGUCAACAUGGUUUAUGAUAAAUAAAUCCUGAUACCAAAAGGGUUUUGAUGUGCUGCCCCUAAACGAUUGGCUAAGACAAUGACCAGGGUAUGAAUAAGGAUGUGCCAUUGAAAAGGCCUGCUGAGUAAAGAUGGAGCUGCUGAAAAGACCCUUCAAUCUUUCCUUGUCACCACUCUGUAGACAAGUGGCUCACGAAGAGAUGUUACAUGGGCAAGGUUGUGAAAA